This is a messenger RNA of Miscanthus lutarioriparius, 1620 nucleotides long. The record is from the annotation of a GenBank genome assembly. Lineage: Eukaryota; Viridiplantae; Streptophyta; Magnoliopsida; Poales; Poaceae.
AUGAAGUAUGUACUAGUGACUGGCGGCGGCGGCAGUGGGAUAGGGAAGACUGUCGCCGCCAGCAGCAUCGGUGUCAUCCUCAAGGCCUGCAAUCCAUAUUUGAAUACUGAUGCUGGAAUUAUAUCUCCUGCUGAGCGCGGGGAGGUUUUUGUUUUGAACGAUGGCAGCGAGGUCCACAUGGAUCUUGGAGACUACGAGAGAUUCCUGGAUGUCGAAUUGACGGGAGACAACGACAUAACAGCUGGCAAGAUCUAUCAGUCUGUGAUAGAUAAGGAGAGAAGAGGAGAUUAUCUAGGGAAAACAGUUCAGAUUGUACCUCACAUUACGGAUGCAAUACAAGAAUGGAUCAAGCGUGUCGCAAUGAUUCCUGUUGACGGGAGAGAAGGGCCACCGGAUGUUUGUAUCAUUGAGCUGGGAGGGACAAUAGGCGAUAUUGAAUCGAGACCAUUUACUGAAGCUUUGAGCCAGUUCUCAUGCCGAGCUGGUCCAAAAAACUUUUGUCUGGUACAUGUCAGUCUUGUUCCUGUUAUAAACGUGGUCGGAGAACAGAAAACUAAGCCUGCCCAAUACAGUGUUAGGUGCCUUCGAGACCUUGGAUUGGCACCAGAUCUACUGGCCUGUCGUAGCACAACACCUCUGAACAAAAAUGUCAAAGAGAAGCUUUCACAGUUUUGCAAUGUUCCGGUUGAAUGCAUUAUUACCCUACAUGAUGUUCCAAAUAUUUGGCAUCUCCCUUCACUUCUUAAAGAUCAGAAGGGUCAUGAAGCUAUUUUAAAAAUGCUAGGACUUGCAUGCGUAGCUAUAGAACCUAAGUUGGAUGAAUGGAUGAAAAGGACUACAUGUGAGCACCUCCAUGAUCCAGCGGUCAAAAUAGCGGUAGUUGGAGAACACCCUUAUCAUGCCAAUGCAUACCACUCCGUCUUCGAGGCCAUCCGCCACGCGUCAGUUGCUUGCCAGAGAAGGCUUGUUGUCAAUUGGUUCCCUGCUUCAGACGUAGUACAAGAGACUGCAGAGUCACCAGACCUCCAUGAUAAGGCAUGGAGCCUACUCAAGUGUGCAGAUGGAGUCCUAGUUCCAGGAGGCUUUGGUCAUGUUGAAGGCAAAAUUCUUGCUGCUAAAUAUGCCAGAGAAAACAAUGUCCCAUACCUAGGCAUAUGCUUGGGGAUGCAGGUUGCCGUCAUAGAGUUUGCACGAUCUAAUCUUGGCCUGAAGGAUGCAAACAGCGGAGAGUUAGAUGCUGGCACAAGACAUCCUUGUCUAAUCCUAAUUCCCGAGGUGAACCCUGAGAUGGUUGACAAACUUGAGAGCGCCGGUGUAAGUUUUGUCGGUAUGGAUGAAACUGGACAGAGAAUGGAGAUACUGGAGCUGCCUUCACACCCAUAUUUUGUGGGAGUUCAGUUCCAUCCGGAAUUCAAGUCCAGGCCAGGCAAACCUUCUCCGUUAUUUAUGGGGCUGAUAGCUGCGUCAUCAGGGCAACUGGACACCGAGUCGACGAGCCUUGGCCUUGGGAACAGACCUAUUCCCAUGAAAGUAUUGUCCGGAUCAAGCUUUGGCUACCCUAGUGGCCGCAAGGAUGGCCUCCUUGGUUUGCACAGCUCAGGAGCAGCACUAGCUCGUUAA